UACUCUUGAACUAUUGGCGAAGAAGGGAAGAACCUCAUUUCUCCUAAUAAAACCUUUUCUCAGCCCUGAAACCCUAAAAAAAAAAGAAAUUCCAAAACCUUUAGUGGGCAUGGCAUCACUGAAAGAGAUCUUAACAAGAAGACCAAUAUCAGCGACAAUCAGAUUAACAGUACCAGCCGGGGGAGCAAGACCAGCACCACCAGUUGGACCAGCGUUAGGUCAGUAUCGUUUAAACCUAAUGGCAUUUUGUAAAGAUUUCAAUGCAAGAACACAAAAAUACAAACCAGAUACUCCAAUGGCAGUGACAAUCACAGCAUUUAAAGAUAAUACAUUUGAAUUUACUGUGAAAUCACCAUCAGUCACUUGGUACUUGAAAAAAGCUGCUGGGAUUGAAUCUGGUAGUGGUCGUUCUGGUCAUGUUGUGGUUGCAACUUUAACACCUAAACAUAUUUAUGAGAUUGCUAAAAUUAAACAAUCUGAUCCUUACUGUCAGUAUAUGAGUUUAGAAUCGAUUUCUAAAUCCAUUAUUGGAACUGCUAAAUCUAUGGGUAUUAAAGUUCAGAAUGAAUUGGAUUGAAGAUGAGAGAUUGGGCUAGCUUCUCAAUUGCGGCAGUGAUUUGGAUUUAAUGUUUUGAAGAAUUGCUGGGCAGUUUUUCAUUUCUAGGGUUUCGUUUAUUAUGAUUAUUAGUUUCUUUUGUUUUUGCUGUUUAUGAUGAAUAAUAAAGAAGAACUAUGUUUAAUGGUCAUUUGAAGUGUAAUGGCAAACUAUGAAUGAAACUCAUUUUUUUCUUUUUCUUAAUGUUCA
Papaver somniferum (opium poppy) is the source of this 805-nucleotide messenger RNA. Its product is annotated as 54S ribosomal protein L19, mitochondrial-like. Gene Ontology annotation, cellular component: large ribosomal subunit; ribosome. The coding region runs from base 110 to 577 and encodes 155 amino acids. The transcript has a single exon. The record is from RefSeq and is a predicted model, not a curated record. Gene Ontology annotation, biological process: translation. Gene Ontology annotation, molecular function: large ribosomal subunit rRNA binding; structural constituent of ribosome. Lineage: Eukaryota; Viridiplantae; Streptophyta; Magnoliopsida; Ranunculales; Papaveraceae.